AUGGAAGUGGACUCAAUGGCUGAUCAAGCCCUGGUCGUCAAUGCAGCGUCCAUCUCGCAGCCGUCACCCGGGCCAAUGGACAUGGAAAUCGAACCAGACGAUGGCGUCGUGCGGCCGACUUUUCCUGCUUUGAGUGCCCAGCAGCAAGCAGGCGGCAAGAACGACUUUCGUCGGGUCCGUGUACCCGCACAUCGGUACACUCCGCUUAAGAACGAUUGGGUGAAUCUCAUGAAACCUAUCGUCGAGCAUUUGAAGCUGCAGAUCCGCAUGAAUACCAAAACACGGUGCAUUGAGCUUAAGAAUUCGCCGCAGACGACCGAUGCCGGCGCGUUACAAAAAGCGGCAGAUUUCGUCCAGGCUUAUACUAUGGGCUUUGAAGUGCAAGACGCAGUGGCGCUUUUGCGUCUCGAUGAUUUGUUCAUCGACACCUUUGAAGUCCACGAUGUCAAGAUGCUCAAGGGCGACCACCUGAGUCGCGCCAUUGGCCGCGUCGCGGGCCAAGAUGGCAAAACCAAGUACGCCGUUGAAAAUGCCACUCGCACGCGGAUUGUGCUGGCCGACCAGAAGAUCCACAUUCUUGGCUCGUUUGCCAACAUUAAACUGGCCCGAGAUGCCAUUUGCUCGCUCAUUAUGGGCGCGCCACCCGGCAAAGUGUACAAUAAGAUGCGCAAUGUGGCGAGUCGAUUGAACGAACGGUUUUAA
Peronospora matthiolae is the source of this 702-nucleotide messenger RNA. NCBI's taxonomy places the organism in Eukaryota, Oomycota, Peronosporomycetes, Peronosporales, Peronosporaceae. The record is from the annotation of a GenBank genome assembly.